Molecule: messenger RNA, 969 nt
Organism: Procambarus clarkii (red swamp crayfish)
Lineage: Eukaryota; Metazoa; Arthropoda; Malacostraca; Decapoda; Cambaridae
Source: RefSeq, a predicted model, not a curated record
AUGUGGUAUUAUGUUAGUGUAGAUGUUACAGAAGUUAUGUGGAGGAUUGUCAUUGUGCUGAUGAAACCGCCCCUUGGAGCGGAUGCUGCACCAAUGGGCUGGAACUCUACAGGAUGUGAAGUAACAAGAGCUGUGGCCACAGGGCCAACAGCAGCAACAGUGCCAAAACCAUUAACGGAAACUGAAGGAGAGUUAUCGUUGAGGGUAGAACAACCCGGACUGAGAGAGCACGCCAACUACAGCACUCUCAUCAAAAUAGCUGCAGAAACGUGGCAGCCAUACUUCCUCAUCAGCGAGGGUGAGCAGGAUGUUCCUGUGUACUCCGGCAUCAUGUGGGACCUGCUGCUGAUGAUCACUGACAAGAUGAAUCUCAGGAUCCAGAUCAUGCGUCCCCCAGACGGGUUGUGGGGGGUGGAGGACUCCAACGGCUCCUGGAACGGCAUGUUGGGUAUGAUCCAACGGCAGGAAGCGGACAUGGCCCUGGGGCCCUUCGCAGUGUCGUACAAGCGCACCAGAGUGGCAGACUUCCUAGCCACCAUCUUCGUCCUGCCUCACCGCAUAUAUCUGGCCAGACCCCACGGCUCUUACGGCGUCGGCGACUUUGUCAGGCUCUACAAUCCAAUGGUGUGGGUGAUGGUAUUCGUGUCAGGUGUGGUGACGACCGCGGCUGUGUGGGUGGCAUCAGGGGUGGAGGACUCAAUCUCAUCCCCCACCUACAUUGUCCUCUAUGUGUGGGGUUCCCUCAUGCAGGCCUCUGGGAAAUGGAGAGCGCGUGGUGUGGGAGGGUGGGUGAUGGGUGUGUGGUUCCUGGCGACGGUCGUACUGACCAACACAUACAGCGGCGCCCUGGUGGCCACCCUCACUGUGCCCCGGGUCGCCAUCCCUAUCGCAUCCGUCGAGGAGCUGGUGGCCCAGCACAACAUGCCAUGGCGCCUUGAACAGGGCGGCAUCAUCCUCCAAACAUUCCAG